Messenger RNA from Geodia barretti, 1545 nucleotides. Lineage: Eukaryota; Metazoa; Porifera; Demospongiae; Tetractinellida; Geodiidae. The record is from the annotation of a GenBank genome assembly.
UUGCACGAUUACCAUAACAACGACAUCCGUAACCUUGCCAUUAUUGCCCACGUCGACCACGGGAAGACCACCCUGGUCGACGCCUUGUUGAAACAGGGCAAGGUUUUUCGGGCUCACCAGCAGGUGGGCACACUGAUUAUGGACACCAACCCGCUGGAGCGAGAGCGCGGCAUCACCAUUCUGGCCAAAAACGCCUCGGUCUCCUACGGCGAUGUCCGAAUCAACGUCAUAGAUACGCCGGGCCACGCCGACUUCAGCGGAGAGGUGGAACGCGUAAUGAACAUGGCAGACGGAUGUCUACUGCUGGUGGACGCCGUGGACGGGCCCAUGCCCCAGACCACAUAUGUGCUGCGCCAGGCCCUGCGUCAGAGCGUCAAUCCCCUGGUGGUCAUCAAUAAGAUAGACCGCCCCGAAGCUCGGGUGGCGGAAGUCGUCGAAAUGGUCCAGGACCUGUUCCUGGAAGUUGCCACCACCGCGGAACAACUCGAUUAUCCGGUCCUGUACGCCUCGGCCAAACAGGGCUUCGCCACCAGGAGCCUGGACACGCCAGGGUCGGACAUGCAGCCGCUCUUUGAAGCCAUCCUGGAUUCGGUGCCUCCGCCGGCGGGUAACCCGGACGCUCCACUGCAGAUGCUGGUUGCCGCCCUUGACUACGAUAACUACCUCGGACAGGUUGCCGUGGGCCGGAUUACCAACGGAAUUAUCAGACUGCACGACAGAGUGGCCCUGUUGGGCCGCGACGACGCUUUCACCAUCCACAAUGUUGAGCGUAUCUUCGUGUUCCACGGGAUGGACCGAGUGGAGGUAGCCGAAGCUCGUACCGGAGACAUUGUGGCCGUGACCGGUCCUGAGGGAGUGUCCAUAGGCGACACUAUCGCAUCGCUGGAAAACCCGGUGGCGCUGCCGUCCAUCGAUAUCGGUGAACCCACAGUUCGGAUGACGUUUGGUGUCAAUACCUCACCCUUCAUGGGCAAAGAGGGCUCGCACUGCACUUCCCGCAAUCUCCACGAACGGUUGAUGCGUGAACUGAGGACCAACGUGAGCCUGCGGGUGGAGCCCACUACCAGCCCCGAUGUGUUCGUGGUCGCCGGACGGGGGGAAUUGCACCUGUCGAUCCUGGUUGAAACCAUGCGGCGCGAACAGUAUGAAUUUCAGGUAUCCCGACCUACGCCCGUUAACAAGGUAAUUGACGGAAAGACCUGCGAGCCGUACGAGAUUCUGAAUGUCACCACCCAUGAAGACUAUAUGGGCCCGCUUACAGAGUACUUGUCAGCCCAUAUGGCUCGAACGCGGGACAUGCGGUACAGCGGGGAUGGAUAUGUCCACCUGGAGUACGAGAUACCCACCAGAGGCCUGAUCGGCUUCAACGCUUUCUUUAACCGCAUCACCCGAGGCGACGGCGUGAAAAGCAGCAUCUUCACGUCUUACCAGCCGAUGGAAGGGGAAAUAAAAUCCAGGCGCAGCGGAGUGCUCGUGGCAUCCGAGGACGGGGUGGCCGUCGUCUACGGGCUACUUAAGCCCAGGGCCGUGGCGAUACUUUCAUAG